Messenger RNA from Suncus etruscus (white-toothed pygmy shrew), 2465 nucleotides. It is a transcript of the gene TMEM201, whose product is annotated as transmembrane protein 201. Gene Ontology annotation, biological process: nuclear migration along microtubule. Bases 17 to 2026 code for a protein of 669 amino acids. Gene Ontology annotation, cellular component: nuclear inner membrane. The transcript has 11 exons. Lineage: Eukaryota; Metazoa; Chordata; Mammalia; Eulipotyphla; Soricidae. Gene Ontology annotation, molecular function: actin filament binding; lamin binding. The record is from RefSeq and is a predicted model, not a curated record.
UGCGCCGGCCGACGCCAUGGAGGGCGUGAGCGCGCUGCUGGCCCGCUGCCCCGCGCCCGGCCUGGCCGGCGGCCUGGGCGUCACGGCGUGCGCGGCGGCCGGCGUGCUGCUCUACCGGAUCGCGCGGAGGAUGAAGCCCACACACACCGUCGUCAACUGCUGGUUCUGCAACCUGGACACCAUAGUGCCCUAUGGCAACCGCAACUGCUGGGACUGUCCCCACUGCGAGCAGUACAACGGCUUCCAGGAGAAUGGCGACUACAACAAGCCCAUCCCGGCGCAGUACCUGGAGCACCUGAACCACGUGGUGGGUAGCGCGCCCAGCGCAUCCGCAAACUCGGCCCCACCGCAGUGGGUGAGCAGCCGAGUGCUGUUGUGUCGUCGCUGCAGCCAUCACCAGACCACCAAGAUCAAGCAGCUGGCGGCCUUCGUUCCAAGGGACGAGGGCAGCUAUGACGAGGAGGUGGAGGUGUACCGGCACUACCUGGAACAGGUGUACAAGCUGUGCCGGCCGUGCCAGGCGGCCGUGGAGCACUACCUCAAACACCAGAACCGCCAGCUCCGGGCGCUGCUGCUCAGCCACCAGUUCCAGCGCCGCGACGCCGAGCGCAGCCGCAUGCAGAGCUUCGGCUCCUUUGCAAUCAAGUCCCCAGUGCAGGUCAUCGUGCUGCGGGCUCUCGCCUUCCUGGCCUGUGCCUUCCUUCUGACCACCCUGCUGUAUGGCUCCGGGGACCCCUUCACCCCAGGGCCCGCCCUGCCACCGGCCCUGCCCCCUGGGGGUAACGGCUCCAGUGCUGCUGCAUCGGACAACAGCUCCAGUGCCGCCGAAAGCUGGCAACAGCUCUUGGGCCUCCUUCCUGAGCCAGCCGCCGAGAAGCUGCGCGUAGCCUGGACCUUCGGGCAGCGCCACCAGAUGGCCGUGGUGGCCCUGGGCCUCUUCACCUGCCUGCUGGCCAUGCUGCUGGCUGGCCGCUUGAGACUCCGCAGAAUCGAUGCCUUCGCCACCGGCCUCUGGGCCCUGCUCCUGGGUCUACAUCUGGCCGAGCAGCACCUACAGGCAGCUGCACCCAGCUGGCUGGACACAGUCAAGCUCAGCGCCACCUCCCUGUGCUGCCUGGUGGGCUUCACGGCAGCGGUGGCCACAAGGAAGGCGACGGGCAUGCGGAGGUUCCGGCCCCGAAGGUUCCUGCCUGGAGAAGCCGCCGGCCUCUUCCCCACCAGCCCUGGCCUGCCUUCCCCCUACCCGAGCAUGCUGGGCCCCUCGCCGCCACCCCUGUUCGUGCCCGCCCCGCCCAGCUUCCUGCCGCUGCCCAGCCGACCCCUGUUCCGCUCUGCCCGCCGGCCCUCACCUUCCUCCCUGCCCGGCCACCUGAGCCGGGCGCUCUCGCUUGGCACCAUCCCAUCCACCACUCGAGCAGACUCAGGCUGCCUGUUCAGUGGAAGCCGCCCACCCUCACGAGUGUCUCGUUCCCGGCAAGUUCUUCUUUCAGACUACUUCUCCCUGCUGGCCGCCAGCUGCCCCACAUCCCCACUCCCGUCCCCGGCACCCUCCGUGGCCGGCUCCGUGACCUCCAGCUCCGGUUCCCUGCGUCACCGCCGGCCCCUCAUCAGCCCUGCCCGCCUCAACCUGCAAGGCCAGAAGCUGCUGCUCUUCUCAACACCCCCCGGGGACACCCCCGACACCCCCAGCAGCUCUGACGAGCCCUCGCCCCCCGGCAGCCGCCUCUUCCCGCUCGAGGCCCCACAGUCCCCUCAGAGGCAGCCGAUGCGAGACACCAAGUUCAGCCUGGACGUGAGCUCGGUGCCUGAUGGGGGCCUGGCCUGCAGCAGCCACCCCAUCAAGAAAGAGGACAACUCCUCGCAUGCGUCCACCUGCAUGGUAGACACUACCACCCAAGGGUGCUCGGAACAGGCAACCACCUGGAGAGGUCACAUCAGCCCGACCCUGGUCCGGGCCAUUCUGGCCGUGAGUCUGGCUGCCAAUGCCCUCUUCACCUCAGCCUACCUGUACCAGAGCCUGCACUGACCCCAACGGCCCCCAAACCAUGCCCCAGCAGCCUCGGGGCCCACCUGGUGCAUACCGCUCCACCACUGCCACCAUAGGACCUCUGUGAGCUCAGAGAGGGGGAACCUGCCACCCCCUCCUCCAGGCUGCCCUUCUGGGCUGAGUCCUUUUCCUAGCCGAGGACAUUCGAGGUCACCCUGGUGCAGCUCCGUGGCUGCCUCUGGCCUUGUGUUUGGUGCUGACACUGAGGCAGAAGCUUAGAGGGCGUCCCUGCCCAGACAUUGCACGGCCCGUGGGAUCCCCCCUGCCCUUCAGCCGGCCUCAGGUACCUGGUGCCUGUCCUUGUCCCGGGUGUGCCCUCAUCCCAUCGUACUGUACUCGAGACUCAAGACUCCCAGUCACCAGCCUACUGUCAGGCGUCCCCCUCCUCUGGCCCAGCCCCCUGUCCUGUGCUCUGACC